CACACACACACACACACACACACUCACACAGACAAAUGCAUUGACUUCAGACAGCAUCUCAGCACUGAAGGAACAGGGACUGCACACAUCAUCACACACAUCGCUCUGCAUGUUGCCUUUUUCUUGCUCUAUGAGACAGAGGAAGUGCUUGGAGGGAGGACGCCCCUGCUGACCUGGACCAUGAGCAAUGAGUCUGCCGUCUGGAAAAACCUAACAGAAAACCCCACAGAACUUCCUUUGGAGCCCGGGGUGCAAGAUGGCUACAUCCUCCAGCUUGUUCUUUUGUCCAUCUUCCUUGCAGUGACGCUCGUUCUCUUGUCUGUCCUGUUGAUUGCUUGUCGCCGCUGCUGUGAGGGGGACCAGAGCUAUGCUCGGUUCAUUCCCUGCUUCAGGCGUAGCGAUGAUCUGGAGAAGACGACCGCCUCCUAUAUUGAGGAAACUCAGCCGGUGCAUGAAAUCACGAUCCGGGUGGAUGAGUCAGAGUGUUUGUCGACAGCCAGCUCCCACGACAUGGAGACUGAGCGCUUCCUGUCCACGGGAAGUACAGGUCGGCGUGUGUCUUUUAAUGAGGCAGCCCUCUUUGACCACAGUAAGAAGGCACAAGAAAAAGGUCGAAGAUACACACUCACUGAGGGUGACUUCCAUCACCUAAAGAACGCCAGACUCACACACCUACACCUCCCGCCAGCCGCCCUCAAGAUCGUCACCAUCCACGAGUGUGAGUCAUCGGAGAACAACAUUGCCAUGACAACACGGCCUGUCGCUAAGUCCAGUCUUUCCAUCUUCCAGCCUCCAAUGCGUCCACUGCCACAGACAACGCUUAGUAGCCUAAGUCCCAGUUCAGCUCUGCCAGGUGAUUCCCUCAACUCCACUGUGGAUGCCAGUUUCUGUGAAAGCCCACCAUCUCCCAUCCCAGAGCCUCCAAGACCCAGCCUGAUUGAAGUUAGAGGUGCAAGCUUGAGGAAUGGCAGCAGUCCAGGCAGUGGGCGAGAGACGGCUCUCGCUUCAGCCUCGGGUAUAUCCUCCUCAAGUGGUGCCCCUCAGGGUCCAGUAUUGCAUUUCCUCACCAAGCUAAGGCGGCACGCCAGUUUGGAGGGAGCCAGUCCUUACCUUAAGAUCAAGAGAUGGAAGUUUGACAGCAGCCAAAGAGCCUCCAGCCUGGACACCAGAGGCUCCCCAAAACGCAGGCCAUUCCAGAGGCAGCGAGCAGCCAGUGAAAGCAUGGACCAGGAUGAGAAUGGUGCCCACCACAUCGACCUCAUUCAGUACAUCGCCCGCACCAAGGAUGUGGCUUAUUGCCCGCCACGUCUUCUUUCCCCCCCAUCCACACCCCCACCGUCCCUCGGCAGGUUAGAGGUUGAGGUGAUGGUGGAGCCAAGCUGCAGCAGAGCAAUGGGGACAGGGAUGAUUGGCUUCAGUGCAGAGCCCCAAGAUGAGGCUCCAGGCAUGGACUGUCAUCAGGAGAGUUCGGACCACCAGAGCCUUUACCGUGACAUCUGGACCUUGCGCGCCUCACUGGAGCAGUACAUCUCCUCCGACCAGAGCAGCAACAAUGACAAAGACUCAGUACAUAGUGAUGCAGACAGCGUGUCUUCUCUUAGAUUAAGAAUGGAGAAGGGUGGGUUGCCCAGUUACCCCUCCCAGGACAUUGGAGAUGGGGUGGAAGGCGAUGCAGAGAUUCCUGGGCAUGAAGGUCUGGAGAAAAGAAAAAAACAGGACAGUGUGGAUUCUGAAAAAGGGAGUGAUGAAUCAGGUACCCGGAAGCUUCUGCAAAUGGAUAGUGGCUAUGCAUCUAUAGAUGCCCCCUCUCGUGUUUCUGAGGAGGUACAGCUGUUGCGGAGUAGAAGUGGUAGCAAGGAGGAAUCGGGAUCAGCAAUAGAACGCAGACAUUUCUUUACCAGUGCUGGGUACAGAGGAACAGUGUGUGAAAGCUUUGACACAGAUAUCUUGGAUGAAGAACUUGAAGAGGAACCUGGGGGAGCUAGUGGAGGUAGUGAUGCAGUAAUGGAACUGGACGAGGAGGGUUUGGUGUGGUCGCCUUACGGACAGAUGUUUACACAGUCUGACACUCAGUCUCGUGUCCCAACCUUGUCUUGCCGGGACUAUAGCAUAGACGAAAAAACAGAUGCACUUUUUCACGAGUUUCUGCGCCAUGAUCCCCAGUUUGACCAGCAGGAGUCACCAAUGCGAUCAAAGCACCGUUCUCGUGUGCAUCUACGCAAGCAGUGGCAACGCUCCAAGCAGUACAGUGAUCCUGGUCAGCGCUUCCACUCCUCCUUUGAUCGUUAUCGCACCCCACUUCGACGUGGAGAGACCGUUAACUACCCUCUGGAAAGUAGCUACCACAGCACACUUCCUCGAAUUGUCAGCGGUCCAGAUGAGGAAAACAGUGAUGGGACUGCAAACCUCGCAGCAGUGCCUAAGGCCUAUAAGAGCUUGGAAGUUUCUGAUAAGAGUCUUUUAUCUCCAAAGAAAGAUGAUACAAAGUACCCUUCCACUACUGACACAAGUGGAGACUUGAAGGAAGAGGCAGAACUUGCCUCCAGACUCCCUCCAGUGACCAUAAGUACUUUGAGUCAGCCGGAGGUCCCUGCAGAAGAGUCAACACGUAUAGAUCAGCUUCCAACUGACAAGCAUUCAACCCCACAGCUACCUGAAACUGGGUAUGGUCCUCAGACAAUCACGGCAGAGCUGAGUGAUAAACUGUCUGUGACUCUUGAAGAGCGUCUGUAUUCUGACUUACGCAGGACCAGGGAGCAACCCGAGUGUUUGCUGACAGCCACGCAUGCCUCACCUGACCAUAGCCCAGUGUAGCACUGGCUCCACUCAUCCCGACCGACUCUAUGGUGAUAUCUCAACAGGGCUUCAUGGAACAAAAGUUCAGUGGUAAUUUCCCUUAGAAACUGAUCAAUGUGACCAGUUUUGGUUGUCAUUUUAGGGUUAGGAUCACAGCAUCAGAAGACAGAGGGUGCAUCUUGGUUAGCUUUUAAGGGGAACUCCAUUCUACAUCAUCUCCAGUGUUGAGUAAGUGGAGAUCAAAACCCGUACCUCACAUUUGACAUGGCAUUAAGUCAAUUUUGAAUGGUGUCUAUAUGGUUUAUGCUUUGUUCAGGCUCCAUUUAGUUAUGUGUUGAAUUCAAAAGUCAAUAUAUUCUCUGCACUAGGUAAUCCACUGUGAACUUGGGUGCUACUAGACUUGCGAUUUAUGUCCUUUGGCUUUGAUAUUUCGAUACAGUUCCAUGAUUCAGUCUCUUUUCAUGUUGCACACUGCACUCCUAAUUCAAAAGACAGAAAGCACUAAUCCAUAAUCUAACAAAUAUGUCCCUGAUACGACUUUCUUAAAUAAUGUGUGUUACAGAUUUAGUUCCUCUGUUCCAAGUCUUUCUAGCCCAUUCUAUCUGCUUGGCUGUAAUCAUGUCUGAAUAAUGACAUAAUUAGCUAUGUAUGUUGCACUAAUUAUCUGUGUAUGCACUUUUCAUGAUUUCAACCACAUGUUUUUCAUUAAGUGUCCUUGUCGUGGUGUGGUAUGGUUCAUGAUAGAACUACUGGUGAGAGAGAAAAACUGCCUUUUGUGCAAUACAUGUAAUGUUAUGAGCUUUUGUUUUUAACCAUACUAUUUAUUAUUGCUUUAAUAUCUAAUGCUUAUCUAUGUAUGCGUCAAAAAAAAAAUGUGUAUAAGGUUUUCGACUGUAGGUGCCAAAUCUUUAGAUCAGGUAAAGUAAUUAUCUGAUUGUAAUUUAAAAGGAAGGACAAUUAUUAUUUUGUGAUAAACAGAGGGUUUAAAUGAGGCCUGUGCUCCAGUGUGUCUCUCAAGAGUCACUUGUGCUUUAUUAGAUUUGAUGAGGGAGACAUGUUGCUUCCUGCAUGCUCGUCAUAGACCAACCACUAUGUGUUCAUUAACAUUUCAUUUUCACGUGAAGACAAUGGGAAGGAUGUGUCCCUAAAGGCUAACUGCACAUCCGGCCUUGAGAGAGAAAUUACAAAGGGUAAUUUGUGGUAAAUCCUAUAUCGACUAAUAACCCCUUGCAAGUGGAUCUUGCUAAAAACACCACAGCUCUAGUCAAUAUCAAUUAUCCAAUCAAGGGCUAAAAGCAAAAAUUCCAAUUUAAGGAUUCAUGGGAAGAGUAGAUGCGAUUAGCAGCUGUUGUUGGUAAAAGCCAUUUGUGGAUUGUGUGGCAGAGCAGACUUUCCCAGACUACAGAAUGUAAAUCCUGGAUUUGAGCUUUAAAGAGCAGGAUUCAGCUCUGCUUUUUUAACCCCCCUUUUCAUGUGAGAUCGUGAGGAGGGAACAAAAAGACCUUAAGCCUUUAUUAAAAUGAGCUACAAAUGUGUACAUAAAAUCCAGAAUGAUAUGUUGGUUUAGAGUGGCAUUGCAUGCUUAAUCUUCAGCUCAGGAUUGCUAAUAUUACAGAUAAAGCUUCAAUAAACUGUGCUCAAAACAUCAUUUACCAUUGAUGUGAUGCCUUUGCCGUUAUCUGUAUCUCUUUAAAUCACAGUGUAUAACUGGAUUCACUGCAUACUAGCUGCUUGCUCUGCUCCAGACGACUUUAGCGUAAUUUCAAUCAUACAUACCGAGUACGUUUGUACAGAGGGCAAUUUUAAGAUAUGUAAAAGCACAAUAGUUUCCUUUUGCAGGUUAUAGAUUAGUCUGUACUUAAGUAUAGACUUAAACGCCGGAUGCUUGGGUGAUGUUUUGUGUUUUAUCACGUAGCCUGUCUAAUGCAUCAAUGCAUUACUGUGUAUAGUUUUGCAUGAGAUGAAUCAGUUAUCAUAAAAAUUUUGUUUUUUUAGAUCUGAAAUUCCGCACCAGAUUAGAUAAUACCUAAUGGAUUCUUUUUUGUUUAAAACAUAAAAUAAACAGAAAUCAGAAUGAUAUUUGUUCUGAGAAGGUUUUUAAAUAUUUUAUGGAGUCUGUUUAUUUUAGGAACAUGCCGUGAUGAACAUGGAAGAGAUUUUGCAAAGCAUACGUCCAUCGGCAAAAAAAUAUUUUUCCUUUGCUAAUAUCUUUCCACUGGAUACCUUUUUUGCUUGCUAUAUUUCCAUAAAAAAAUAAAGAUAUUUCUGUAUAGCUGCUUGAUAUUUAAAUGGCUUAAUAUAAGGAGGAACAAAAAAUGUGAGAAAGGAUGAAUUUUCAGAACAAUUUUUGUUUACCUUAAUCUUUCAAACUCUGAGGGACCAAUUGACAGAAAUGUUUGUUUUGGCUUUAUGAUUUUCAACUCGUCAA
Molecule: messenger RNA, 5224 nt
Organism: Clarias gariepinus (North African catfish)
Lineage: Eukaryota; Metazoa; Chordata; Actinopteri; Siluriformes; Clariidae
Gene: cbarpb
Product: CACN subunit beta associated regulatory protein b
Exons: 10
Coding region: 181-2814 (877 amino acids)
Biological process (GO): negative regulation of calcium ion-dependent exocytosis; negative regulation of voltage-gated calcium channel activity
Cellular component (GO): plasma membrane; secretory granule
Molecular function (GO): transmembrane transporter binding
Source: RefSeq, a predicted model, not a curated record